AUGGAUAAUACCUCAGAAACGUCCGAAAACACAUAUGUAGUCUAUAAUGCGAAUGUGUAUACCGUGGAUUAUGAUAACAAGCAGAGAGCUGACGCUUUUGUUGUCAGAGAUGGCAUGUUUCUGGAUGUAGGAACAAAGGACGAAAUUAUGGACAAGUGGAAAUUGGUAGACAAGAGAAUAGACGCUGGUGGAAAGACAAUUCUACCAGGCAUAAUUGAUGCGCAUGUAGUGAGUAUUACGACCUCACGGGAACCAAAUCGAUCGAAGGCAAGUGAAGCUAGAUCGCGGAUAAAAGCAUACAUCUUAUCUCAUAAAGACAAUUUAAAUGAAUCUAGCUGGAUUCGCGGUUUUGGAUGGGAUCAAAUGCAUUGGGAAUCGAAGGAAUUUCCUCAUUGGAAAGAUCUCUCUGAUCUCGGUACUCCGUUUACGUGUUAUAUGCUCCUAACUCGUAUCGACGGCCACGUUAUCUGGACUAAUGAAAAAGUGUUGAAGAUUUUAUCUGAUAUGCCAGAAUGUAUUGAGGGUGGAGAAAUUGUGCGAGAUAAAGAGACGAACGAAAUGACUGGCAUCUUUGUGGAUAACGCUAUGGACUUUGUUGUCCGAAAGGCCCCGACGCUGUCCGAAACAGAGAAGUUGACCCACGUGCGUUCAGCCAUUUCCCACAUGCACUCUGUGGGUCUGACAGGUGUGCACGAUGCAUCAGUACCUCUUGAUGACAUUUCUUUCUUCAAAGACGUGGUAGCUAGAAGCCCAGACGACUUCAACAUCCGCAGCUACGUCAUGGUUGAAAGUCCACAGAUUAAUGAGUACUGUGGAGAUAAGGUUGAGAUGAUUAUUGGAUAUGGUGAAGGUAGAUUAACAGUGAGGAGUGUCAAGCUGUUUAUGGAUGGAGCGCUUGGAAGCUGGGGUGCUGCCAUGCUCGAGCCCUACUCUGAUGAUCCCACGAAAACAGGCCUCCUCCUUUCAAACCCAGACAACCUCCCUAGCGUCAUUCAAAAAUGGGUGUCCAAGGGCUUCCAAGUAAACACUCACUGUAUAGGCGAUCGCGCAAACAAGAUAAUCCUUGACGCAUAUGAGAAAGUAUUCAAAACACUCGCGUUAAAAUGCAAGCCAUCUGCAGAUGACGUGUCUGACGAAAUUUUGGAAAAGGAAACGAGACGAAUCGGAGAGAAGCUGCGGUUUAGGAUAGAGCAUGCCCAGAUUUUGACUCUAGACGACAUCCAACGUGCAGCUAAGCUGGGCAUCAUACCGUCAAUGCAACCAACACACGCAACAUCCGAUAUGUCAUACGCUGAAGAGAGAAUAGGAAAAGAAAGAAUCAAGGGCGCGUAUGCUUGGCGAUCCUUCCUUGACGCUGGAGUUACCGCCUUUCCCCUUUCAUCCGACUUUCCAGUUGAAGCGGCGAAUCCGUUUCUUGGAUUCUACGCUGCUAUAACGCGAAAAUGGACAGAUGGGAAUUCGCCGCAUGGGAAGCAAGGAUGGUUUCCGGAACAAGCGUUAACUCGCGAAGAAGCAUUACGUGGGUUUACUAUCGAUGCUGCAUAUGCUGGGUUUGCGGAGGAUAUGCUUGGAUCUAUAUCAAAGGGAAAAUACGCAGACUUUGUUGUUAUCGAUCGCGAUAUUAUGGAAAUUCCCGAAAAAGAUAUCAUAGAUACCCGUGUGAUUGCGACUGUGUUUGGUGGGAGUGUUGUCUAUGGUGAACUAUAG
Messenger RNA from Paraglomus brasilianum, 1707 nucleotides. Lineage: Eukaryota; Fungi; Glomeromycota; Glomeromycetes; Paraglomerales; Paraglomeraceae. The record is from the annotation of a GenBank genome assembly.